UCCUGCGGCUUUAAAUCCGAAAUCCCGCGCAGGCGCCAGUUCUCGCGAUCUCGGAGAUCGCAUACAUAUUACCCACAAUUCCCUUUUCUUUCUCUCUCCGCCCGCCGUUCAAGAUGCCGAAGGGAAAGAAGGCGAAGGGGAAGAAGGUGGCCCCCGCCCCCGCUGUCGUGAAGAAGCAGGAGGCCAAGAAGGUGGUAAACCCCCUGUUUGAGAAAAGGCCCAAGAAUUUUGGCAUUGGACAGGACAUCCAGCCCAAAAGGGACCUCACUCGCUUUGUCAAAUGGCCCCGCUACAUCCGGCUGCAGCGGCAAAGGGCUAUCCUCUAUAAGCGGCUGAAAGUGCCUCCCGCGAUUAACCAGUUCACUCAGGCCCUAGACCGCCAAACAGCUACUCAGUUACUAAAGCUGGCCCACAAGUACAGACCAGAGACGAAACAAGAGAAGAAACAGAGGUUGCUGGCCCGAGCUGAGAAGAAAGCUGCCGGCAAAGGGGAUGUCCCCACCAAGAGGCCACCCGUCCUUCGAGCAGGGGUUAAUACUGUCACCACCUUGGUGGAGAACAAGAAGGCUCAGCUGGUGGUGAUCGCACAUGACGUGGACCCCAUUGAGCUGGUUGUCUUCCUGCCUGCCCUGUGUCGGAAGAUGGGGGUUCCCUACUGCAUCAUCAAGGGGAAGGCCAGGCUGGGGCGCCUGGUCCAUAGGAAGACCUGCACCACUGUUGCCUUCACGCAGGUGAACUCGGAAGACAAAGGAGCCCUGGCCAAGCUGGUGGAAGCCAUCAGGACCAAUUACAAUGACAGAUACGACGAGAUCCGCCGUCACUGGGGAGGCAAUGUCCUGGGUCCAAAAUCAGUGGCUCGCAUUGCCAAGCUGGAAAAGGCAAAGGCGAAAGAACUGGCCACCAAACUGGGCUAGGUGUACCCCACCAAGUUUUCUGUACAUAAAAGUAAUAAAAAUUCUUCAGCCA
Vicugna pacos (alpaca) is the source of this 966-nucleotide messenger RNA. It is a transcript of the gene RPL7A, whose product is annotated as ribosomal protein L7a. Gene Ontology annotation, biological process: ribosome biogenesis. Lineage: Eukaryota; Metazoa; Chordata; Mammalia; Artiodactyla; Camelidae. The record is from RefSeq and is a predicted model, not a curated record. Gene Ontology annotation, cellular component: ribonucleoprotein complex. Gene Ontology annotation, molecular function: RNA binding.